UAACAACAAUUCGAUCAAGCGAAUCGUUAUGAAACCAGCAGAUCAAAAUGUUGAAAAUUAUAUCUUUAAACGGUUUAAAACACAUAGAAAGAAAAUUUAAAAGGGAAGUAUUGAGUAACUUGUCUGAAAGCAACAAUUAUGCUUUCCUAUGCCGUCAUUGCAGUAAGGCUGUGCAACAAAGCAAAACUUCUCUCCCAUACAGUAAAGGCCAGGAUGCAAAACUUGCCCUCAAACAGAAGGGAAAACGUCAGAAAAACAUUCCGUUUGUGAAGGAGCUGUUUCUGGGUCGGUUUGAUAAGGAGAUGCUUUUGUUCCCUGAACUGGAUAAGUACGAGGAUGUUGAACAUCUGAAUGAAUUGAUUGCCCCAGUUGAAAGGUUCUUCACAGAAAACGUUGACUCACAGAGUAUUGACAUAGAAGGUGAAAUACCUAAGGAAUUGAUACGUCAGCUUGGGGAGUUGGGCCUCUUUGGACAACAGAUACCACACGAGUAUGGCGGCCUGGAGCUGGAUGCUACUGGGUAUGCAAGGAUGGCAGAGGUGACUGCCAUGGAUGCUUCAGUAGCUGUUACGUUUGCUGGACACCAGGCCAUAGGACUGAAGGGCAUUCUAAUUGCUGGGACUCGUGAGCAGAAAGAGAAGUAUCUGCCCAAGCUUGCCACAGGGGAGCAACUGGCAGCAUUUUGUCUCACAGAACCCUCCAGUGGUAGCGAUGCUGCCUCCAUCCAAACUAGAGCCACCUUGUCCGAAGAUGGCAAGACAUUCCACUUGAACGGUGGCAAGAUUUGGAUCACCAAUGGUGGAAUAGCUGAUGUGUUCACAGUGUUUGCAAAAACAGAGGUCACUGAUGAACAGGGGAACAGAGAAGACAAAAUGACAGCUUUCAUCGUAGAAAGAGCAUUUGGUGGCAUCACAUCAGGAAAGCCUGAGGAUAAGCUGGGCAUCAGGGGAUCAAACACAUGUGAGGUACAUUUUGACAACACUCCAGUGCCUAUUGAGAACGUGCUAGGAGAAGUGGGUGGGGGAUUUAAGAUUGCCAUGAACAUCCUCAACAGUGGCAGAUUUAGCAUGGGGAGUUCAGGGGCAGGCAUGUUGAAGAAACUCAUAGGGUUUGCAGCUGAACAUGCCAUCUCCAGGACCCAGUUCAAGGAAAAGCUGAUGAACUUUGGAUUAAUACAGGAGAAGUUUUCCACAAUGGCAGUGACAACGUAUGCGAUGGAGAGCAUGGCCUACCUUACUGCACUCAACCUUGAUAGCUACGUGGAACCUGACCUUUCUGUGGAGGCAGCCAUUGUCAAGGUGUUCAGCUCUGAGGGUUGUUGGAACUGUGCCAGUGAGAGCCUUCAGGUGCUGGGAGGUUUAGGCUACAUGAAGACCUACCCCUACGAGAGAUAUCUACGAGACGCAAGGAUACUCAUGAUCUUUGAGGGAACCAAUGAGAUUCUCAGACUAUUUAUAGCUAUGAAUUGUCUCAAGUAUGCUGGAAAAGAACUCAAAGAGUUCCAAAAGCUACUCAGGAAUCCACUUAAGAACCCGUCCGCUAUGUUUUUAUUUAUGAGGAAAAUGUCAUCCAGGAAGCCUAAGAAAGUCAUGCAUUUGAAUGAAGAGUUGCAUCCGACACUGCAGCAUGAAGCCUGGAUGCUGGAGCAGUGGACACAGUACCUGGAGAAGGCGGUACAAAAACUACUGCGACAGUAUGGAAAUUCCAUCAUAGAUGAGCAAUUCCACUUGAAGCGUCUGGCAGAUAUGGCCAUUGACCUUUACGCAAUGACUGCCUGUAUAGGUCGCACCUCCCGCUCUCUCUGUAUGGGACUGAAGAACAAUGACCACGAGAAAACAAUGACUCAAUUGUUCUGCAAGGAAGCUGUACACAGACUGGAGAACAACUUUGAAGCCAUCAUGUCUGGUGACCAGUCUAACGGAGAUGACCUACGUAGGCAGAUUGCAGAGAAAGUCUUCACAGAACACGGAUAUGCAGCUUCCCACCCCCUGACUAAAAAUAAAUUUUAGAAGAAAAUUCUACUUUGUUCCAUGAAGAUCAAAAGAACUGUCCAGAGUUUUACUAAUAAAACACAUAAUACAUGUCAAUUAAAGUAGGAUCAUUUUUAAAGAAAAUGAAAUUAAACUAUUUUGUGUUCAACAAAAAUGAAAGAAAACUUCACUGAUUCAUGAACAACAAAAUCCUUUGAUUUGGUAAAUACUUAAAUAUAUAAAAUUGAUAUAAAAACAAAUAUUGAUAAUAUUGUUAUACUAGCAGUUUAUUUCAUAGUUGACAAUAAAUUUUAUUUGCUAAGUCCACAAUUAUAUAUACAUUAUUUUGUUAGUGUUGACAUGAAUAAUUUUUAUUCUAUUUAUAUACUAUUUAUUAAUACUAUUUAUAUGAUUAUUCACUUGAAAAUCGAGUAUUGGAAACAUUCAAUUAUAAAUACGUUAAUUAAAAGAACCACCAACUUUUUUGUACUGAUGGAUUUAUUUUACUCAAUUCAAUUUUAUAAUCAGUGGCAUAUAUUCCUCUUGACUGUGUUUACAAAGAUUGUUGUGAAAAAAAAUAGGUUAAGGAAACCCAGUAUUUCUUAAGUGCUAAAUGACAGUUUGUUUUCCAAAGUAUUGUGAAAUAGUGUUGUAAUACAUGACAUAUGAUGUAGAAUUUUAUGUGUGAAUAUGAUUGUUAAAAUGUUCUAUUUGAAAAGAAGAUACAUAUGUACAAAUACAUUUUGCAAAACUGAAUAAGUAUUAAGAUUUAUUUAUUUUAAUAAAGUUUAUACAAAAGUACAAGGAAAA
Dreissena polymorpha is the source of this 2780-nucleotide messenger RNA. Its product is annotated as complex I assembly factor ACAD9, mitochondrial-like. The record is from RefSeq and is a predicted model, not a curated record. Lineage: Eukaryota; Metazoa; Mollusca; Bivalvia; Myida; Dreissenidae. Gene Ontology annotation, molecular function: acyl-CoA dehydrogenase activity; flavin adenine dinucleotide binding. The transcript has 18 exons. Bases 48 to 2009 code for a protein of 653 amino acids.